AGUAAUUAAAAAAUUGUCACUGAUUUUCUCAAAGAAUGUCGGAGUUGUCUUAAUUGUUGAGACAAAUAAAUAUUAUUGAAUUAAUGAUCAAUCCAUUAGAAAAUUGGUUAACGGUCCCCUAUGCUCUGUGCUCUGUUUACAUUUUUAUUUUUUCCGUCAAAUGAACUGCUGUUUAUUGCUCGUCAAGAUUACCUUAUAGUUAAUUGAUUGUUUAUUGUUGCCUUUUUAUUUCUAGUUGAAAAUUAACAACAAAUAAUGAACACUAUCAAAAGUAAAUUCAAUCCAACUAGUUUAUCCUCUCAUUGUCUCAAGCGAAAUCGAUUAUUAAGAGCUUCGUCUUAUUUGAUUAACAAAUGUCCUUACUCAUCAACGCUAUCUUCACCGUUGGACGAUCAGUUGUUGGCUUCUCAAAAAUUAUGUGCUAAUCAUUUAACAUUUCUCACUGGUAAAAGAUUAUAUUCCCAAUCUUCAGGUGAAGGUAAAGAUGGUCAACUUAGUUGUCCCAAAUGCGGCAAUCCUUGUACUCAAGUGGAAACCUUUGUUUCCUCAACUCGAUUUGUAAAAUGUGAAAAAUGUCAUCACUUUUUCGUGGUUCUAUCAGAUGUGGAUUCGAAAAAAACUAUUCAAGAGGCGCGUUCUCCUAAAAGCAAUUCAGAAAACAAUAAUUCAGCAAGAAGACCUCCUCCACCUCCUCCUAAGAAGAUCUAUGAAUAUUUAAACAGGCAUGUGAUCGGACAGGAACAAGCUAAGAAAGUGUUGUCAGUAGCUGUCUACAAUCACUAUAAAAGAAUAUAUAAUAACAUCCCUUUGAGUUCAAACAAUCGUCAAAAAACAGGAGCACCAGAAGGAACAAUUAUAGAGACUCAUUCCAAUGAUUUAUUGAAUAUUUCUGGAUUAGGACAUAGCAGUAACGCGCUUGGAGUUAGCAAUUUCGCCCAUCAUUCAACUUUCCCUGCUGGCGAAUCCAAUGCGGAAGGAUUCAACACUGACUCCAGGUCAUCUAAUCGUGGAUCUGAUAUACUUGAUUCUAAAACUCAUGAACUAAAAUUAGAGAAGUCCAACAUUCUCUUGCUUGGACCUACAGGAAGUGGUAAAACUCUUUUAGCGCAAACAAUAGCAAAAUGUUUAGAAGUUCCCUUCGCCAUUUGUGAUUGUACUACUCUAACUCAAGCUGGAUAUGUUGGAGAAGAUAUUGAAUCAGUUAUAGCUAAACUUCUUCAAGACGCAAAUUUUAACGUUGAACGUGCUCAACAGGGUAUCGUUUUUUUAGAUGAGGUUGAUAAAAUUGGCGCUGUUCCCGGUAUUCAUCAGCUUAGAGACGUUGGUGGAGAAGGUGUUCAACAAGGAAUGCUUAAAAUGUUAGAAGGAACAUUAGUCACCUUUCCUGAACGAAAUGCUCGUAAACUUCGAGGUGAUGGUAUUACUGUGGAUACGACUAACAUAUUAUUCGUUGCCUCUGGAGCUUUCAAUGGAUUAGAUAGAGUAGUUAGUCGUCGUAAAAAUCAGAAAUACCUUGGUUUUGGUGCAACUGUUAACGAAUCGUUAGGCCGUCGAGCUGUUUCAGCGGCUGAUGUUGCUAACAAUUAUGCUUCUAACUCUACUGCAGAAGAUUUAGCUGAAAAGGAUAAUCUGCUUCGAUGUGUUGAAGCUCGUGAUUUGAUAGAGUUUGGUAUGAUUCCCGAGUUUGUUGGUCGUUUUCCAGUUGUUGUUCCGUUUCAUAGUUUGACAGAUGCCAUGUUGGUUGAUAUAUUGACAAAGCCACAAAAUGCUCUUGUGCCUCAAUAUCAGAUGCUUUUCUCAAUGGACAAAGUAGAGCUGACAUUUCAUGAGAAUGCCUUGAAAAAGAUAGCUAAAUUUGCAAUGGAGAGGAAAACAGGAGCCCGUGGAUUAAGAGCAAUUAUGGAAAAUCUUUUACUCGACGCUAUGUUUGAGAUUCCAGGAUCCAAUAUUUCAGCGGUUUAUAUUGAUGAAGACGUCGUGGUGGGCAACAGUAAACCAAAAUAUAUGUACUCGACUAGUACAGAACAAAGUGAAAACGAAUCUUUUGAUGAGAGAAAUUAUGACGAAAGAUAUAAAUAUCAAUCAUGUAAAUAAGUUAAUUACUUUUGUUUUUUUUGUGUAAAAAAUUUUAUUCACUUAAACUUGUUUAACAAAUAAAAGCCUAUCAGAUGCGUAUAA
This is a messenger RNA of Tetranychus urticae (two-spotted spider mite), 2178 nucleotides long. RefSeq names its product Caseinolytic protease chaperone subunit (gene ClpX). Gene Ontology annotation, biological process: protein folding. NCBI's taxonomy places the organism in Eukaryota, Metazoa, Arthropoda, Arachnida, Trombidiformes, Tetranychidae. Gene Ontology annotation, cellular component: mitochondrial matrix. Gene Ontology annotation, molecular function: protein dimerization activity; ATP hydrolysis activity; ATP binding. The record is from RefSeq and is a predicted model, not a curated record.